Molecule: messenger RNA, 6396 nt
Organism: Thunnus maccoyii (southern bluefin tuna)
Lineage: Eukaryota; Metazoa; Chordata; Actinopteri; Scombriformes; Scombridae
Gene: cdc42bpb
Product: CDC42 binding protein kinase beta (DMPK-like)
Exons: 38
Coding region: 488-5797 (1769 amino acids)
Biological process (GO): peptidyl-threonine phosphorylation; actomyosin structure organization
Cellular component (GO): cytoplasm; cytoskeleton
Molecular function (GO): protein serine/threonine kinase activity; ATP binding
Source: RefSeq, a predicted model, not a curated record
UCUGGAUUCAGCCAUAUUCCCUCCGCUCCGUCACACCGGCAGCCGCCCGCAAACUCCCGAAAAACGCUCCGUAAUCCUCCCGCACGCGCCCCGACGGUUCUGCCGGAGGUCCGUCGGUACCGUGAGUCCGUCCCGGAGCUCCCGGACAUGUUACCGAGCUGAUAGCCGACCCGCAGACAUGCAGCGGCCGCGGCCAGCUUGAGAGAGUCGACGGUCUGACCGAGAGGAAAGUCCAGAUUUACCGGGAUUAAAGCGGCGGAGGGCGGACCGGCGCGGGCCUGCAGGCAGUAACCGGCGGAGACACACCGACACACCGACAACCAGACUCCGCAAAAUGUCGGGAAUAUCUUCCCGGAGCUAACGAGGCGGCUAGCGGAGGUUAGCAGGCGGAGCUCGGCGGCACUCGGCAGGAAGCGGAGCUCGGUCGGAGGGUCAGCGGGAGCGGCGGUGACUGUCCACGGGAGAGAGGCCACUGUCCCCGGGCAGCAUGUCGGCGCAGGCCCGCCUGAAGCGGCUGGAGGAGCUGCUGCUGGAGCAGAAGCUGGUGGGCAGUCUGAGCGUGGAGACGCUGCUGGACCUGCUGCUCUGCCUGCACUCAGAGGUGUCCCAGACCCCGCUGAAGAGGGAGAAGCACGUCCAAGACUUCCUGGAAUGGGUGAAGCCAUUCACCACUGCAGUGAAGGACAUGAGACUGCACAGGGACGACUUUGAGAUGCUGAAGGUGAUUGGACGAGGAGCUUUUGGAGAGGUUGCCGUGGUGAAGAUGAAGCACACAGAGAGAGUUUACGCCAUGAAGAUCCUCAACAAGUGGGAGAUGUUAAAGAGAGCCGAGACGGCGUGUUUCCGUGAAGAACGUGACGUCCUGGUGAAAGGAGACAGUCAGUGGAUCACAACUCUGCACUACGCCUUCCAGGACGACAACUUUCUGUACCUGGUGAUGGAUUAUUAUGUGGGUGGAGACCUGCUGACUCUGCUCAGUAAGUUUGAGGAUCGUCUUCCGGAGGACAUGUCUAAAUUCUACGUGGCCGAGAUGGUGCUGGCCAUCCACUCCAUCCACCAACAGAACUACAUACACAGAGACAUUAAACCAGAUAACGUCCUGCUGGACGUGAACGGUCACAUCCGCCUCGCUGACUUUGGAUCUUGUCUGCGCAUGAUGGAGGACGGCACGGUGCAGUCAUCGGUGGCGGUGGGCACUCCGGACUACAUUUCUCCAGAGAUCCUGCAGGCAAUGGAGGACGGGAUGGGCCGUUACGGUCCAGAGUGUGACUGGUGGUCUCUGGGAGUCUGCAUGUACGAGAUGCUGUACGGAGAAACGCCAUUCUAUGCCGAGUCGCUGGUGGAAACCUACGGCAAGAUAAUGAACCACGAGGACCGUUUCCAGUUCCCGUCCCAUGCGACUGACGUCUCUGAGGACGCCAAAGAUCUGAUCCAGCGACUGCUUUGCUCAAGGGAACGUCGGCUCGGUCUGAACGGGAUCUCCGACUUCAAGAACCACCCGUUCUUCAGCGGCAUUGACUGGGACAACAUUCGGUCUGCGGAGGCCCCCUACAUCCCCGACGUGUCCUCGCCCACCGACACCUCCAACUUUGACGUGGACGACGACGUCCUGAAGAACCCGGACAUCAGUCCACCAGUGUCUCACACUGGUUUCACUGGUCAACACCUUCCCUUUGUCGGCUUCACCUACACCACUGACAGCUGCUUCUCUGACCGGGGUUCCGUCAGCCGGGCGGGAAUCACCCGCCAGGAGGAGGAGGGGGGAGGAGGAGGAGGAGGAGGAGGAGGAGGAGGAAGAGGAGGAGGAGGAGGGCAGGAGGUGGAGGUGUUUGAGAGGAGGAUCCGCCGACUGGAGCAGGAGAAACAGGAGCUGAACCGCAAACUGCAGGAGUCGACUCAGGCCCUGCAGGCUCCGGCUCGGGGAGGAACUCUGAGUCGAGACAAAGAGAUCAAGAAGCUAAACGAGGAGAUCGAACGACUCAAGAAGAAGCUGGCAGACUCUGAUAGGCUGGAGCACCAGCUGGAGGAGGCGGUCACACUCAGACAGGACUACGAGAGCUCCGCCUCCAAACUGAAGACCCUGGACAGACAGGUGAAGACCCUGAGACAGGAGAAAGACGACGUCCACAAGCAGCUGGUGGAGUCUCUGGAGCGUCUGAGGAGUCAGUCGAAGGAGCUGAAGGAGGCGCACUCUCAGAGGAGGUUGGCCCUGCAGGAGUUCUCGGAGCUGUCAGAGACGAUGGCCGAUCUGCGCUCCUCCAAGCAGCGUCUGUCCCGUCAGCUGAGAGACAAAGAGGAGGAGACGGACCUCCUCCUGCAGAAGAUGGACGCCAUGAGGCAGGAGAUCCGCAAGACCGAGAAGAGCCGCAAGGAGUUGGAGGCUCAGCUGGACGAUGCGAAGGCGGAGGCGUCGAAGGAGAAGAAGCUGAAGGAGCACAGCGAGGUUUACUCCAAACAGCUGGAGACGGAGCUGGAGAGCCUGAAGUCUCAGCAGGGUCGAGGGGUGGCAUCAGGGGGGGCGGAGUCUCAGCAGGAGCUGUCCCGGCUUAAGGCAGAACUUGAUAAGAAGGUCCUGUUCUACGAGGAGGAGCUGCUGAGGAGAGACUCGGCCCACUCCUCAGAGCUCAAGAACCUGCGGAAAGACCUGCAGGAGUCCGAGGGGGGGCAGCUCGCCGCCAACAAGGAGCUGCUGCAGCUCAGGGACCGGCUGGACAAGGACAAGAGGGACAGACAAACAGAGAUGGACGAAGCUGUUGCAGCUCUGAAGGAGAAAUACGAACGAGAGAAAAACCUGCUGACAGAAGAAAACCGCAAACUGACGACUGAAACUGACAAGUUGGCGGCUCAGAACCGUCAGCUGGAGGACGACCUCCAGGACUUGUCGUCUAAGAAGGAGAGCGUGGCUCACUGGGAAGCUCAGAUCGCAGAGAUCAUCCAGUGGGUGAGUGACGAGAAGGAUGCUCGAGGUUACCUUCAGGCUCUGGCCACCAAGAUGACGGAGGAGCUGGAAACACUGCGCAGCUCCAGCCUGGGAACCAGACCUCUGGACCCCCUGUGGAAGGUGCGUCGCAGUCAGAAGUUGGACAUGUCGGCCCGCCUGGAACUGCAGUCGGCUCUGGAAGCAGAGAUCCGAGCCAAGCAGCUGGUUCACGAGGAGCUGCGCAAGAUCAAAGCUGCCAACAUCGCUCUGGAAAGUAAGCUGAAGGAGUCGGAGGAGAGGAGCAGGGAGAUGGGGGAGCAGAUGGAGAAUCUGAAGAAGGAGAUGGAGGACAGCCGCUCCCGCACCGACAAAGGUCUGAAGCUUCCAGACUUCCAGGACUCCAUCUUUGAAUAUUUCAACACUUCACCUUUGGCCCCUGACCUCACCUUCAGGACUACAGACAUAGACUCCACCCCCCAGAAAUCAGAGACCACGCCCCCCUCGCCCUCCGCCACCUCAGAGCAGGAGGAAGUCCAAUCAGUGUCAGUCCCAGCAAGCCCCUCCCCCACCACCUACCAGAGCUCAUCACUGACCACACUGAAGCCUAAAGCUCACCAGCUGAGCAUCAAGACGUUCUCCAGUCCGACUCAGUGCACACACUGCACCUCACUGAUGGUGGGGCUCAUCAGGCAGGGAUUCGCCUGCGAAGUUUGUUCCUUCAUCUGCCACGUUUCCUGUAAAGACCACGCCCCCCUGGUCUGUCCAAUCCCAGCAGAGCAGGCCAAGAGGCCGCAGGGCGUCGACGUCCAGAGAGGCAUCGGCACCGCCUACAAGGGUUACGUCAGGAUCCCGAAGCCCAGCGGGGUGAAGAAGGGCUGGCAGCGAGCCUUCGCCGUGGUCUCUGACUGUAAACUCUUUCUUUACGACGUCCCAGAAGGAAAGUCCACCCAGCCGGGGGUGGUGGCCAGUUUGGUGCUUGACCUCAGAGACGAAGAGUUCUCCGUCAGCUCCGUCUUGGCAUCAGAUGUGAUCCACGCCACCAGGAAGGACAUCCCAUGCAUCUUCAGGGUGACGUCAUCACAGCUGAGCUCGACGCUGUGCUCGAUGUCUCUGUUGGUCCUGGCAGAAAGCGAGGUGGAGAAGAGGAAGUGGGUCCGGAUCCUGGAGGGUCUGCAGAGCAUCCUGACCAAGAACCUGCUGAAGAGCCAGCAGGUCCACAUCCUGCAUGAAGCCUACGACGCCUCGCUGCCCCUCAUCAAGACCACGUUGUCUGCCGCCGUGCUGGACCGGGAGAGGAUCGUCCUGGGAACAGAAGAUGGACUGUUCGUGGUUGAGGUCACCAGAGACGUGAUCGUCAGAGCAGCCGACAGUAAGAAAGUUUAUCAGAUCGAUUUGAUCCCGAAGGAGAAGAUCAUCGCUCUGCUGUGCGGUCGGAACCGUCAGGUUCACCUUCACCCCUGGGGGGUGCUGGAGGGCGCCGAGUCGUCCUUCGACAUCAAGCUGACCGAGACCAAAGGCUGCCAGGCUCUGACGACGGGGGUGCUGCGACCCGGAGGCUCCGCCUGCCUGCUGGCCGCCGUCAAACGGCAGGUUCAGUGCUACGAGAUCACUCGUGCGAAGCCUCACCAUAAGAAGCUGUGGGAGGUGCAGGCUCCAGGUGUGGUGCAGUGGUUGGGGAUGGUGAGGGAGCGGCUGUGUGUCGGCUAUCCUUCAGGCUUCGCCUUGCUGGCUCUGCAAGGCGAGUCAUCACCCAUCAGCCUGGUGAGCCCGGCCGACCCGUCGCUGGCCUUCCUGGCCCAGCAGCCACUGGACGCCCUGCACGCCCUGGAGGUCGGAUCCAGCGAGCUGCUGCUCUGCUUCAGCCAGCUCGGCAUCUACGUGGACGGACAGGGCCGCCGCUCCCGGACCCAGGAGCUGAUGUGGCCCGCCACGCCGCUCGCAUGCAGCUCUAAUUCGUCUCACCUGACGGUCUACAGCGACUACGGAGUCGACGUCUUUGAUAUUCACACCACCGAGUGGGUUCAGACCAUCUCUCUCCGCAAGAUCAGACCUCUGAAUGUUGAAGGGACGCUAAACCUGCUGAGUUCAGAACUUCCUCGUCUGAUUUACUUCAGCAACACCUCAUCAGAGGGAGAUCUCACCAUCCCAGAGACGUCGGACCACAGCAGGAAGUUGAUGGUUCGAACUCGCAGUAAGAGAAAGUUCCUGUUCAAGGUUCCCGAGGAAGAACGUCUUCAGCAGAGGAGGGAGAUGCUCAGGGAUCCAGAGCUGCGGUCGAAGAUGAUUUCUAAUCCGACCAACUUCAACCACGUGGCUCACAUGGGACCAGGAGACGGGAUGCAGGUCCUCAUGGACCUCCCUCUGGUUGGUGAUGUCACCUCCCUCUCCCCCUCUCCGUCUCCCUCCCCCUCCUCCUCCUCCUCCCGUCUCACCCUCAUCUCCCCUCCCUCCAACUUUGAGCACGUGUAUCACAUGACAUCGGCGUCGGCCGGCGCCUUCUUGCAGAAAGACGCCUCCUCUUCCUCCUCCCAGCAGAGCCUCCUGCAGCCUUCCUCCUCCUCCUCCUCCUCUCCCUCCACCUCCUCUCUGGGAAGGAGUGUGAUGCCUUCCUCUCAGGAUGACACCAUCAAAGAUAAACCCCGCCCACUGUCCAGUAUCUCCCGGCAACAGAGGAGCAAGACACACAUCACCCGCACAGCCUCAGAUUUUGGGGGAGGAGCUUCGUCUCGCAGCAUCUCUGAACCAGACCAGGACCUGGACCGAGAGCCGGACUCUCACUCGACCCCCUCUAACAGCUCUAACCCCAGCAGCCCCCCCAGCCCCAACUCACCCCACCGCAGUCAGCUGACCCUGGACAGCAUGGACACGGAGCCCUGAGGCCCCGCCCACCGCCCUGAGGCCAGCAGGCCCAUGAACCAAUCAGGCUGCAGACUGUGUUUUAGAUUUUACUUUGAUUUUAUUAUGGCGGGGUGAGUCUGAGCUUCCUGCUGCUUUUAUUUUUGUGGAUUUAACCUGCUGGGAAGCCCCGCCCCCUGGUUUUAAGCCCGUGCUGUUGCUAGGAAAUGCUGCUGAUGGCUGCUGUGUAUUUGACCUUUGACCUGUGGGACCACGCUGCUGCUGUCAAUCACCUCUUCUUCUUCUCUUUAUUAAAAUCCUUUCCUGUUUAACGUCGGAGCUUCAGCGGGGUGUUAGCCGCAGACGGGACGUCUCACUCUGAUGAAAAAACACUGUAUUCAUUUGAAAGUUUUGUUAAAGUUGCACAUCGUUGUUGUUGUAGCAGAAAAAAACCUUUGAUUUUGUGUCAGUGAUCCUUCCUGUUGCACCACGCCCCCCUGCCCCGCCCCCUGACCUCUGACCUCACAGAUCAGGUGAGCGGGGGGCGGUCCUGAACACUACUGCUUUGUUUCUUCCAAAAUCACAAGUUAACGAAUCUUUGUAACGACGACAAACAGAAACAAUAAAAGAAUCUGAUGAAA